This is a messenger RNA of Daphnia magna, 1317 nucleotides long. RefSeq lists its product as uncharacterized. The record is from RefSeq and is a predicted model, not a curated record. NCBI's taxonomy places the organism in Eukaryota, Metazoa, Arthropoda, Branchiopoda, Diplostraca, Daphniidae. Bases 1 to 1317 code for a protein of 438 amino acids. The transcript has a single exon.
AUGGACCUCCUUGAAAAAUCCUUCCGCCAUACAGGAGAACGACAAGAAGUGGCAUUAAUGUGGAAGGAAGAAAACGCAGUGCUGCAAAACAACUAUUCGUCGGCAUUGCAGCAACUGCAACAUCUUUCCAAACGCUUCAAACGGGACCCAGCUUAUGGCGAAAAAUAUAACAAGGUGAUCCAAGAAUACCUGUGGCUCGGCCACGCAAUUCCUGUAGAUCCGUCCGACACAGGUACGCCUGGGCGUGUGUUUUAUUUGCCACAUCAUGGUGUCACGUCCGUGAAUAAGCCGGACAAGGUCCGCGUCGUAUUCAACUGCUCGGCUCAACAUAAUGGAAUCAGCCUAAACGACAUGCUCCACCAAGGCCCAGAUUUGUUAACAAGCCAAGUAGCAGUCCUCCUCCGCUUCCGUCAAUUCCCGGUACCGAUUUCCGGAGAUAUUGAAAAAAUGUAUCACCAGGUGCAAGUUCCGGCAAGCGAUCAAUCCGCUCUUCGUUUCCUUUAUCAAGCGCCUGGGAUCAACGAACCGAUCAAAGCGUUUCAAAUGACGCGACAUGUUUUCGGUGCCGUCUCAUCGCCGACGACUUGCAUCUUUGCUCUGAGAAAAACGACCGAAGAUAAUCGACAUCUUUAUCCGAAAGUUGCCGAUCUCGUGCUGUCGAACACGUAUGUCUACAAUCUACUUUAUUCUGCCGAAAACGAAGACGACGCCAUUCAUGACGCCAAGGACUUCAAGGCCCUCUGUCUAGCUCGUGGAUUUAAUGUCGUACAAUGGAUGUCGUCAUCCCGUCGUGUUCUCUCAACAGUUGCUCCAUCAGAGCUCUCUCGCCCUCAUCUCGACUUCAAUUCUGAGUUGCUCCCGGUCGAAAGAACGCUCGGCAUCUUGUUGGAUUGGGAGACCGAUCAGUUCAUGUACAAAGUCGAGUUAAAACCAGCAUCGACCAUGCGUGAAGUGCUCCAAGGUUUAUCGAAGGUCCACGACCCUCUUGGUCUCAUUGCCCCCGCCAUUUUGCCAGCCCGAAUCUUAAUGCAAGAUAUAUGGCACAGCCGGUGCGGAUGGGACGACGUGCUGGAUCAAGAACUCCGAAAAAUUUGGACAAAUUGGACCAAUGAGCUAAAACUUCUCGAAGCACUCCGCAUUCCGCGCUGCAUCCGCCACGUAACCAAACCCGAUCAUCUAGAGCUUCAUGCUUUUAGUGAUGCCAGCGAAAAUGGCUUCGGUGCUUUUGUAUAUAUCCGAUGUUCAUAUCCGAACGAAGAAAUCAGUGUCGCCUUAGUGAUCGGAAAGGCAAGAGUGGCACCGUUAAAACAGUUAUGA